Molecule: messenger RNA, 603 nt
Organism: Strongylus vulgaris
Lineage: Eukaryota; Metazoa; Nematoda; Chromadorea; Rhabditida; Strongylidae
Source: the annotation of a GenBank genome assembly
AUGAAUAUUGUAUGCGUUGAUCGUGUGUUGAGUGCAGGGCUGGGAGAAUGGAACGCCUUCGCUCUGGUUCGACCGCCAGGACAUCAUGCAGGAAUUUCUGAGCCGAGCGGUUUUUGUAUAUUCAACAAUGUGGCCGUGGCAGCUCAGUAUGCUCUUGACAAGUACAAUCUUCAACGAGUGCUCAUCCUGGAUUGGGAUGUACAUCAUGGGAACGGGACCCAGGAGAUCUUUUGGCAGGACAACCGGGUCUUAUACAUGUCAUUCCAUCGGCACGAUGAUGGUAUGUUUUAUCCAAUGGGCGAACCAAAGGAUUACGUGAACAUAGGAGAAGGUAAAGGCAAAGGCUUCUCAGUGAACAUACCAUGGAAUGCUAGCAAGAUUGGGGAUGAGGCUUAUCGCGCGGCAUUCACUAAGAUAGUAAUGCCGAUCGCUUAUGAGUUUGCUCCAGAAUUAGUUUUUAUCUCAUCUGGAUUUGAUGCUGCCACUGGAGACCCGUUGGGCGAGUACUUUGUCAAUGCUGACACAUAUGCUUUGAUGACUUACCAUCUGAUGGGUUUAGCCGGCGGUCGCAUUAUCUCUGUUCUAGAAGGAGGUAUGUGUUAA